AUGGUAUCACCGUACUACGAGGUGUUUAUGACCCCCCAUUUGGAUGACUAUCAUUCUGAAGAUGAGGUUGACCCCUCGAUGGAGGAAUCUGAAUGGCCACCAUCACAAUUAAAGAUAUAUGUAUUCUCAUCAAAGUCGGGUUGCUGGAAGGAGAAGUAUUUUUUUCGACAAGGGGGUGCUACAGGGAUUGUCAGUGAGAGGCACAUGGGUUACAAGCGAUCCAAUGGCGUCUAUUAUCGAGGAGCACUUUACGUACUCUGCAGUGUUUAUUUAAUUAUGAGGAUAUCAUUGUCUGAUAAUACGUACAGUGUAAUUAAACCACCUGUCAUGGAUACCAGAGCACACGACUAUCCUUGUGUCGAGAUUGUUAGAUCAAAAAAGGGGGUGUACUUUGUGGCAUUUGAUAGGUACUGGCCUCAGCGUAAGUGUUGGCUUGGUGUUUGGAUCCUUAAUGAAUCAUGUGGUCAGAUGGGGUGGAUGUUGAAGCAUGACAAAGACCUUAAGCAUGCGCUAGCACAUCACCGAUAUUGUGGACGACUUCAUUGGAUCUUAGAAGAUAUUAACUAUAACCUGUUUUGUUCUUCUAGUUUCCUAGAAGGCAACAAGAAAGCAACCACUGAGGAGAUUUUUGAAUGGAACUCUGACGAUGAUGUUGAAAACGAGAACUUGGUUAAGCAUUGUUGCUUAGAAGACAACAAGAAAGCCAUAAUUGAAAAGAAAUUGGAUUGGAAGUACAACAAUCGUAAUGUUGUUAACAAUUGUGAUAUGGUUGAAGAGUGUCACUGGGGUGAAGAGCAUUAUGAUGAUUCAUAUGAUGGAGACAUUGAGAUACUUGGGUUUCACCCAUACAAAGAGAUUGUCUUCUUGAGUAGUACACCAGAGUGGACAGCACUGGCAUAUCAUUUGAAUGGCUUCAAGAUUGAAGAAUUAGGGAAUAUAUACCCAAAUGAUUAUGGUCAUUUCAAACAGUUAAGUAAUGAACAGGAGAGGAUCAAAUCUUUUCCAUACACCCCAUGUUGGAUUGAAGAGUUACCUAGGAACAAUUAG
Triticum turgidum subsp. durum (durum wheat) is the source of this 1047-nucleotide messenger RNA. The record is from the annotation of a GenBank genome assembly. Lineage: Eukaryota; Viridiplantae; Streptophyta; Magnoliopsida; Poales; Poaceae.